AUGGAUUCUUACGGAAGGGCUAUUGUUGACCUCAGCGAUGAGCAGCAUCCCAACUAUGAUCUCACUAAGCUGAACAACUCUUCCAAAUUCUUUUCAAUGCUCCCUAGAGAAGUCCGACUCGUGAUUUACGAGUAUGCGGUAUAUGUCAGUCAUGAUGUUAAACCAAGGCAACUUGUGCGCGGUUCGAACCGGUUCAGCUGGUUCAGCUGGUGUGGACACACACCAGAUCACGUAAUUAAUAAAUGGCUAACCGUUGUUUCACUUGCUCGCGUAUGCCGAACCAUCUACGCUGAGCUUGAAUACUUUCAGCCGUUCUACAAAGUCAAUCAAUUCUCCUUUAUGCAACUAUCCGAGCUUCGUAAGUAUAUUGCGGCUAUCACACCAUCUCGUCGACAAGCAAUCCGUCGGAUUAGUUACACGAUGGACGGCUCUAUAGGAGCCAUAGACGACUGGCUCUUAAAUAAACGAGUCUUAUGGGAUCACGAUGAAUACCCGAUAGACCACGGCACGUUGACAAUUCUCAGUCAAACCGGAAUCGAAGAGUUUACGCUCGUUGUCGAUUUAUCUGAUUCGUGGGCGGACAGAUAUCCGGACGAUGUUGAUAUCGGUGAAAUAUGCUACUAUGUUGAGAAAGCCCAAGGAUACCCUGACGAAUUGCACACCAUAUGGAAUCUACCUUGCUUUCGACUAGGUUUCCUCGUCGAAUUUCCGGAUGAAACCACCGAGGAGUUGAUAGAGGAAAUCGACGAAGCAUUGGAGGCCCGUAGGCGACGUAUUGGCCCGGACAAACCCGAAUGGUUCAAGCAAUUGAAUAGCUCUAGACCGGCUGAAAAAGCUCUGUGCGAAGUCAGUGAUCUCGACAUUCUGGGCGAAGAUCGAGUAGGUCUGGAUAGAGCUGGCAGUUAUCUUGGGCCUGUCUCUUCCCGGACGAGAGGUAAAUGCCGAGUGCCCAACUCGGUGGGCCAAAUACUUAAGAGCGUAUCAAGAUACAGCAUAGAUGGCAUCUUGACUUCUCCCAUCCAAGAGAUACACGAUAUUCGUUGGGAUGGAACGGAUGUGCAGUGCCAAGUGUCGCACAAGUAUGGAGAUAAGGUCUGGGAGGAUGUCUCUGCUAUCCUUAUUCCUGACAACGUAUUUUUCAUCAUAUCGUUCUACAAUGUUAUGAUGGCGGCAAAAGAUUCUAGCCGCUUGGAUAAGGUUGAAAGCAAGCCGACCUUGCGCGAUAUUCUCAAAAUUCAAGGGGGCCUUCACUUUCUCCAGCAUACUGGGGCAGAGGGUUAUAGAAAAGAAUCACUGUCUUUCAUGAGAGAAUGUUGGUUGAGAUGUGCAAACCGAUGGGACGCUUACAUAGCCGACUUGGAAAGGGUGAAAACUUCGGGGGAACAGAGAGAAGAAACAACCCAGGAAGCCAAAGGAAGAACCCGAAGAAGAGGCUGA
Daldinia loculata is the source of this 1437-nucleotide messenger RNA. RefSeq lists its product as uncharacterized. Lineage: Eukaryota; Fungi; Ascomycota; Sordariomycetes; Xylariales; Hypoxylaceae. The record is from RefSeq and is a predicted model, not a curated record. The transcript is spliced from 3 exons. Bases 1 to 1437 code for a protein of 478 amino acids.